ACACUACCAUCUCCGAGAGUUUUGUCCAAGAUGGCGUCAACGCAGUUAUCGGAUGAGGAGCUUUUCUCCGAAUUAAAGCUAUUUGGUUUCACUCCAGGCCCGGUUACCGAAAACACUCGCCCCGUAUAUUUGAAGAAAUUGAAGAAGCUUCGCGAAGAGCAACAGCAGCGGGGCUCCAGGCCGGGUAAAACCCGUAGCAGCGGGGCCAUCAACAGCACCGCUGGCGGAGGCAACACGGCGGGAUCCAGGCCAGCCAGCCAUGACGUCACGCACCUGAGCUCGAGCAGGAGACCGGGCAGGAAGUCCUCCGUCCUCGGCUUCAGCUCCGACGAAUCUGACGCCGAAACUCCACUGAAAAGAAAAGGCCUCAAUUAUAGCAGUAAGGCAGACCGAAGCUCCGGUUUCCCACAGCAACCGAAGAUAAGGCCCGUUACGACACCGAGAGUGGCUAGCAAGAGUCAGUAUGGCGCUGCAAGUACGCUGAAUAUUAACAAUUCUUCUCCGGGUCCCUGCGGGCAGAGAAGUGUCUCUUCGGGCUGGGGAGUUCGUGCCAGAUCCAGCCCCGAGGCGGAAGGGAGAGAUUACGACGAAUCGGGGGACGAGGAUUACUACGAGGGGGACCUGGAGAAGAACUCUCGCUCUUUAAAUGGCUGCGGAGCGUCUCAUUUAAACACUAGCAAGCUAGCUGCGGAUUACUCAGACUCAGACGAGGAGGAGGUUGUGGCCCUCAGUGCCGGAGAGCAGCAGCGGGUUAGGUUGGAGCAGAGACGGAGCUACCAGAAAGCGGGGUUUCCUUUCCACGGAGUGGGCCGAGGGUCCCAGGCAGGAGGGGCAGCCAGACAGGUUAACCCGCCCGAUAGUCUCAAUAUGUUGGGAACGCGGAGGGAGGAGGGGGAGGAAGACGAGGUUAAGAGAAGGGACUCGGACCCGUCAGGAGGCUUUCGCAGCCACAACUUUCCCAGAAAAUCCAUCUACGUGUCCCUCGCCGAGAACCACGGAGGAGAGGCAGGCCAUAACAACCACGUCGACGGGGAGGACGGAGCCUCAAGGAGCGGCAGCUCCAGCAGGUUCGCCAUCGGGUUGAGACCGCGCUUCUCCAACUACAGCAGUCUGUCCCAGACCUACAGGAGCAACCACUCCAACCACACCGCCCCCAACCACUCGUACAGCCAGGCGCUGCUUAAGCAGAAACUGUCGGUCCCGGAGGACGAGCUGCUCCAGCAGUUCAAACGGGAUGAGGUGGCCUCCUCUGGGAGCUUCAGCGCUCACUACCUGUCCAUGUUCCUGCUCACGGCGGCCUGCCUCUUCUUUCUGCUGCUGGGCCUCAUGUACCUCCGGAUGAGGGGCUCCGGAUCCUCAGAGGUGGAUGGAGUCAUUAAGAGCCACCCUUUUGGCAGCGACUUUGACACUUACGACAAGGAGACGAAGGACCUGAUCCUAAAGCUGCUUCUCAGUUUACACGACCACCUGGCCAACGUCGCUGGCCAGCACGACUGUGGAGACCAGCAGCAUCCCAACCGGAGUCUGUCCAUGAAAGAGGCCUCUGCGUAUCUACUGACUCAGAAUCAGGAGUUUGGUGGCUUUAUUGAAACGGCCCUGGAGUGGAUCAUCCGGACAGGCCAGGACGUUGGGAUAAGGCUGACUGGGACGCUAGCUGACGAACCACUGACCGAUUGGUCCGAGAUCUCUCAGCUGGAGUCCACCCAUCCCAAGAUGCCCUUCACAUGCCGCUUCCGACGAGCCUUCUUCACGGUCAUCAGCAGAGUCUUCCUCAUUGCAGUCGUGGUGGCCUGUGUGGGGAGCGUGGUCUGCUACAUGAAGUAUCGCUGGAGGAGAGAGGAGGAGGAGACCAGGCAGAUGUACGACAUGGUGGAGAGGAUCAUCGAUGUGUUGAGGAGCCACAGUGAGGCCUGCCAGGAGAACCAGGACCUGCAACCCUACCUGCCCAUCCCCCACGUCAGAGACUCCCUAGUUCAGCCUCAGGACCGGAAAAAGAUGAAGAAGGUUUGGGAGCGGGCCGUGAGAUUCCUCUCAGCCAACGAGUCCAGGAUUCGAAAAGAGACUCAGAGGAUCGGAGGAGCGGACUUCCUGGUGUGGAGGUGGAUCCAGCCUUCGCUCAGUUGUGACAAGACCUCCUUGAUGCCCUCCAAAGUGUGGCAGGGAAAAGCCUUCCCUCUGGACCGGAGGAACUCUCCUCCGAACAGCCUGACUCCAUGUCUGAAGAUAAGAAACAUGUUUGACCCAGUCAUGGAGGUCGGGGAGAACUGGGACCUGGUCAUCCACGAGGCCAUCCUGGAGAAGUGCAACGACAACGACGGCAUCGUCCACAUCGCGGUGGACAAGAACUCGCGAGAGGGCUGUGUCUAUGUCAAGUGUCUCUCUGCGGAACACUCGGGGAGAGCCUUCAAGGCGCUUCACGGCUCCUGGUUUGAUGGUAAGCUGGUGACUGUGAAGUAUCUGCGCCUGGACCGGUACCACCAGCGCUUCCCGCAGGCCCAGGGCAGCAGCACGCCCCUGAAGGCCUCCAGCCUCCACGCCAGUGCCACGGAAGCCGCGAGCGCCGCGGCCCGCCCGCAGCACCGCGUCUCGACCAACUCUUCGGGCUUCUCGUGAGGUCGGUGUCGGCGCUCUGAUUUCUCCUCUGUGCCCUCCCAGCAUGACGGCACUGGUCUGCUGCUGCUCCUUCACAACGGGAAAGACUCCAGUCUGUCUCGGAGAGAGCGAGGUUUCUUUGGUUUUGUUUAUUGUUUUCUUUUGUUGUGGUUUUUUUUCUUUCUUUUUUUUCUUACAACACAGGACCGCAAGAGAAGCUGUUCAGCUGCGCGGUGUUUGUUUUCAAUAAUCUUUGUAUUAAAAUGUCAUGGAUUUAAAGAAGGAAGCAAAAGUCCUUUCUUAAAAGGGAUAUUUAAGACACGUGCAGAGACUCCGCCCCUCCCUCCCUGCUCCUCCUCUUCCUCAGUCGGACUGUCAGUCGUAGCCCAUUUGGGCUCCGUGUGGAACGGGCUGCACGUAUCAAUACAACACGCGGGUGUUGAUUGCAAUGUACUCCCUGUUGUUAUUAUUAUGAUUAUUAUUUAGUCAAGAGAGGAAGGCGUGAAUGGUGGCACAAGCUUUAUGAUACAUCGUCCGUGGUUUGCUGCUCAGUUUCCCCAGCAGAGUUCACGUGCAUCCAGAGGGUCCACGAGCGCCCCGAGACCAUCUGACGGAGCCUCUGGGGCCGUGGCGCCCCCCGUGUAGGUCAUGUGCGGACGGUUUUUUCCCCUUUUUCCUUCUGAUUCUUGUUAUCCAGCAGCGCUCCAGCCACCUGAAGCUUUCUACUCUAGUUAUAAUCCAAUAUAUCCCCUCACGGUAUUAUUAUUUCCUAUUACAUUUUAUUAUGUACCUCACUCAAGAGUCGGGUCAUCUUUAGUCAGCGCGUGCCCUGGUUGUGUUCCCAACCCUGUCCUGAUAGAACUGUGCUGGUCCUCUCUGGACAUGAGCAGCAGACCUCACGGUGCUUCAUGGUCCAGUUUACAAGCUGAUGUUUGCGCUCAUGAUGAACCCUGAUGCUGUCACUACUGGUCUCUGAUCAGAUCAGCCUCUCGCGAUGUCGCUACCACACUUUUUUGCCAUAAGGAGUACUGUGAGGAUAUUGACAGUUUGAAAUGCUCAAUCCCAAUGUUCCAACCCGUCUGAGACUGUUCUGCAUCUAGAGGUUCCUGAGUGCUUGUGUGUUUGUGCUUUCAGAGGAAAAACGCAGCAAAUCCAGGCGCUCGGCAGACGACAUUACAUUUAUUUUAAAUUUUUUAAAUGCAGUGAAUUGAAUUGAGUUGGAUUCAGUAUUUGCAAGUGUGUGAAGUUGUACAAGUGGUGCACAUGUCAAAAUGUUCCAAACCUGCUGCAACGGUUUGCAGCAAAGCAACCCAACUGUGCCUUAAAUGUGUGCUUUUUUUAAUAGACUGGCACUGCGUCACUGGAGAAUGUGCUGGCUUUCAGAAAGGUUUAAAGGGUGAGGAAGGCUGCCAUAGGUGUAGUUUUGGUAGAGUUUGACAUCUUCAGAUUUGGUAUUUUGUAGCCGUUUCCUUUGAUAUUAAACCAAAUGCUUCUCUCUAUUUAUUAUUAUUAUUAUUAUUUGUUUUUUAAUCAGCUGUGGUGAUGUACUAUUUCAAUGUCACUAGACCUGUUUCAUAUGUGUCAUAUAGUUUUUCUUUCUUUCAUCGAAGAUGGACCUCACAUCCGCUUCCAAACAAUUGUCAGGAUGUGUACAAUGACAAAAUAAAGUGAACACUUUGAGAAAAUAAGCCAAUUGAUAGUGCAUCACUGCAAUCUAUUUUUGUACGCCUCCGGCAGGGUCUCAGCCCGCACCGACUGACAGGGCUGAAUGGAAGUGUUGGUUUGAUGUGAUGGCACUUCUCCAGCCCUGUGCUUCACCUUUUUUAAAUGCAUUCUUCCCCUCUGAUGUAUUUUAAUGUAAACACUGUACAUUUAUAUAACUGUAACAUGUACUAUGAUAUGCAGCGUUAUUUCCCUUGCGUUGUAUGUUUGGAGUGACCAGUAUCCCGAACCUGCUUGCCAGAGGGGGAGGUGCGGGAAAUGAGGAGGUGUACAAUACUACAGACAUUUAAGAAGAUACAGAUGUUUUAAUGUAAUUUGUCAAUUGUACAAACAGCUCAAAUUAAAGGUUUAUUAGGAGUUUUUAAA
This is a messenger RNA of Cyclopterus lumpus (lumpfish), 4680 nucleotides long. RefSeq names its product LEM domain containing 3 (gene lemd3). The transcript has 13 exons. The record is from RefSeq and is a predicted model, not a curated record. Gene Ontology annotation, molecular function: chromatin DNA binding. Gene Ontology annotation, cellular component: nuclear inner membrane. Gene Ontology annotation, biological process: negative regulation of BMP signaling pathway; nuclear envelope organization. NCBI's taxonomy places the organism in Eukaryota, Metazoa, Chordata, Actinopteri, Perciformes, Cyclopteridae. Bases 31 to 2613 code for a protein of 860 amino acids.